Messenger RNA from Ostrea edulis (European flat oyster), 5738 nucleotides. Its product is annotated as 5-hydroxytryptamine receptor 1-like. Lineage: Eukaryota; Metazoa; Mollusca; Bivalvia; Ostreida; Ostreidae. Gene Ontology annotation, biological process: adenylate cyclase-activating adrenergic receptor signaling pathway. Gene Ontology annotation, cellular component: membrane. Gene Ontology annotation, molecular function: G protein-coupled amine receptor activity. Bases 1997 to 3448 code for a protein of 483 amino acids. The record is from RefSeq and is a predicted model, not a curated record. The transcript is spliced from 2 exons.
UUUUCACAAAAAAGAUCACGACUAAGAUAAAAAUAUUGUCUCUGUCCUACACUUAAUUGAGCACUCACUAUCAUUUAUUAAAUCAAGGGACAAUUUAUCAAUCACUGUAAAUAAAUUCAAUCCCCGUUCCAUAGACAGGUCACCCCUGUAUACAAAUGGCUACGAUAUGGGACGGAGAUAUCAUGACGAUUUUCAUUUCUGAUUAUUUGAAUAUACGUUAGGAAAAGCAUCUCCUCGAUAUGUGCCUAUGGGUAGGGUAUACGUGACUUGUGAAAAAAGAGAAACAUGUGCUGCGCCACUGGCCGCUUGUUAGAUGUCAUCCAUUCAUUAUUCAACUCUCUCACAAUACGUGUCCCCGUCAUCUUAAGAAUUGCCAUAAUUGUGUUUCUUUUAAACAGACAUAUUUUUUAAUCAUCCUACCGCAAGAUUGUAUAUUUAUGUUUCUAAAGCAGAUCAGGAUAUUCCAUUGACCUGUCCCUAAAGCAUAUGGCCGUGAUGUACAGGAAACGGGCCUUAGUCCCAUUGUAUACACUCAUAGAUAUCCAGCUAGGUCAUUGUAGCAUGGAUUUCACCGUGUACAUGGUCCGAGUCAAUGUAGCAUAAAUUUUUACUGAAUAUCUACAUUUGGUGUGUCUGAUAUUGAUUUCUCCCCACACAUAUAUGGAGUGUAUGUAGGCCAUUUUACAAAAAGUAAGUUCAUUAUUUUACAUACAGGAUGUAUGCCUGUUGUUUUGCACAGUAUAUAAAUGUAUUUUGCUAUUAAUUGAGGUUUUAUGUGGAUGUGAAUAAUCGCAAACUUCGUCAUUCAGGAUGUUUAUCCGAGACAUAUCAAUGCUUCUAACAAAACCAUAGAUCACGAUUUCGAAAUAAGACAAGCUUUGUAUGAAAAUAUUUAACAACCUAGAUCUACAAUCCUGUUUGUAUGAUGAGAAGAUGAUGUCAUUGGCGCAGAUAAUUAAUCAAAUCAACAUACCAACCAAUCAAAUAGCGAGGAUAUGUCUUCACGUUUGAUUUUAUUGAACUGAACUUAUUUCUUGCGAUAUUAAAUUACAUUCACCGUGCUCCGUGGCGAUAUAUAAAGAAAUAUAUUGGAUUUUUCAUCAUACAAAAGUGUCUUCCAGCGGCCUUCAGUAGAAGAGAAAAAAUAUCUUUUAAGUACAAGAUUUACGGUAUAUUUAAGACUUAUAAUUCAUAAAAACCCAGCGGUCUGUCAACUGAGAAAGUUCAAGUGGAUUAAUGGAAUUUAAGAAAGGUUCACAAUAAACAAGAAUUAUGGCAACUAUUGCCAAGGUUGGAAAGUUCAAUUCCUACAAAGAUUAGCCGUUAUAGACCAGAUUACUCGCUAGAUCUCAUGAUUUUUUCCUGUGAAAUACAACUCGCAAAUAACAUACCGAUACAAAGUGAAGAUAUACUGGACAAGGAAUGAAGAUAGCGGUAUUGUAUUGCAGACCAUUUGGUGUGGAUUGCACCGGGCAUGUGGACUGUAUGCUCAAAAAUGUUUUCGAAAACGUGUCCUCAGUAUAUGGAUUUAGGUAAAUCUUCUCAAACAUAAUUCCGAAAGAGACCUUAUGUGAGGAAACAAUUCCAAAAAAGAUGUCCUUUAGAGAAAAGGGAUAGUUUAUGUUAAGAUGGAGUGUUCACCCCGAUGCAUUUGCAGCCCAUUAUGAGUGAUAUUUGCAUGGAUAUACCGUAAAUUUUAUCACCUAAAGGAGCAGAUAUAAGGAUUAAAUUUUCUUCUUUGUAUUGAUUUUCGAGGAAAUUCGCAUUCACAGGAGAUUGCAUACGUUGUCAUCAUCAGCGACCGAGUCCCAUUGGACACUAUUACAGUGCCUGGUUACAGAUGAAAUUGUCCGUCAAUCAUGUAACUUCUCAAACUGUAUGAAGUGUCAAAUGGAAGCGAAACAUACUGUGAUAUAAUGGCAGUCAAUGAAAAUGCAAUCACAAGCAUUUGAUACCGUGCAAUUUUAGGUUAUCUUAAGAAUUAAGAACGCAGAGAAUGGAAGAGAAUACUUUUCCUUCUAUCGAUACCAACACGUCCAUUGUGUAUUCUGUCUCAAAUUUAUCUGUUGCAAAUUUUAGUACUACCGAAUUUCCUCCACCACAGGAAACAACAGCAGGAAGACCCGAAUCCCCGUACACACCAUGGGAACAGGCGAUUAUGUUAUUCUUUCUCAUAUUAAUGAUGAUUGGUACCAUCAUAGGAAAUUCUUUGGUAUGCAUGGCCGUAGCUUUGGUGAAACGACUUCAGACUCCAUCUAAUCUUCUGAUUUUAUCCUUAGCCGUAUCUGACCUGUUGGUAGCUGUUUUAGUCAUGCCAUUUGCCGCCACGGGUGAAGCAGCGGGUCACUGGCCUCUAGGAGAUAUUGUGUGUGAUAUUUUUACGUCACUGGAUGUGAUUUUGUGUACCGCUUCUAUUUUGAAUCUGUGCAUGAUAAGUGUCGACAGAUACCUCGUGAUAACGCGGCCGUUUAAGUAUGCAAUGAAGCGUACACCUCGAAGGAUGGCUGUUAUGAUUGCUAGUGUGUGGAUUUUAUCCGUUGUGAUUUCAAUUCCACCCUUAUUGGGAUGGAAGUCAGAAAGGCCGCCUUACGCUUGCUUAAUAAGUCAAGAAAUAGGAUACCAAAUCUAUGCAACUCUUCUGUCCUUUUAUAUUCCGUUGAUGGCGAUGAUAUUUGUGUACUUUCGCAUUUGGCGGGUAUCUUCGCGUCUUGCAAAAAAGGAAAUUAAAUCUCAGCCUGGUAGUAUUGACAGAGGCGCUGAAAUUCUCUAUCUACCGUCUUACCGUACCCCACGGCAUAGCAAGGAAAGUGACUAUGGAACACAUCCAAACGGUAUUCUCAAAAAUGGUGGUUGUGGUGAUAACUCUAGUAAGAAAAGUUCAAAGGAGGAAGAGGAAAGCAUGUUAGAUAUGAUAGCCAACCAUAGGAACAAUAACCGUAGGAGAUUCACUGUGAAGUCAUUGUUAAGUCGCAGUAGCAAACACUCUUCUCAUAAGGAGAGACGGGCAAUAAAAACGUUAGGGGUCAUUAUGGGUGGUUUCACCGCCUGUUGGUUGCCAUUUUUUAUUCUUGCCGUCAUCCGACCAGUUUGUGGUAUUCAUGAGGAGAACUGUUCCAUUCCAGGAAGUUUAAUGAGCAUUUUUAACUGGUUAGGUUAUUUUAAUUCAUUUUUGAACCCUUUGAUUUAUGCCCGAUUCAACAGAGAGUUCCGAACUCCAUUCAUAGAAAUCCUCUGUUGCAGAUGUCGUAAAAUUAAUAUUCGGAUCCGAUCGGAAAGUUACGCCGAACAGUACGGUGAACCUACAACGUUACGAGACACAACAUUUCGGGACAGUCUAAAACCUGUCACAGACACUGUUGUGCGAUAUGAUAGCCAAGGGGUAACGAACGUGUAUAUCGGAAAUGGCAGUGCCGAUAAUUGCGAUAAAGACAGGGAGAGCGUUGUUUAAUAAUGGUUAACAGUUCAUUAUACCGUAUAAAUAGGACAUGUUUAUAUAUUGGAGUUCAAUUUACGUCCACAAUGCAUUUGCCGAAGCAGUGGUUGGGUAGCGAGAGCUGUUGUUAUUUACUGACAGUGUGUAAGAUUGGAAUUCUCCUGCAGAGUAACCUCUCUUUGAUAUCUGUGAUAUAAGUAGUUGUUACGUGAACUUGCCAAAUUGCAGAUAUAUGUACGAGUUGUUAAAUGUUGAGUAAGAAGUUUCCUCGACAUUUGAGAUUAACCAUGACAAGAGAUUUGCCAUUAGAAACUUGGAGUGCAUUUAUAUUACGAAUCAUUUUACAUUCGAAAUACACAGACAUUGAUAUUUUUGCAAUAUUUAUCAUUUCUUAUUGAGGAAAUAUAUAUGUUGGUAUGAAAGUAAGUGAUUUUUCUGGCAUGCGGUGUCUUCACUGAAGGUUUAGAGUCCAUUACAUGUUAAAUAGUUUUAAGUCUUAAUUAGUAGAAAGCUGUAAUUUGUCUGGAUAGGGCUGGCGUUCUUCCAUUAAAACCUCUUUUGAAAUACAUCUGUGGUGUAAAGCCAUUUAACCAAAAAAAAAUUCUCUUGUUUUCACAUCUUCAAAACAAGAAUAUAACCUCGAACACAUAAAAGUAAUAUUCAAAAAUCUGUUUAAGCCACUUAAGGAGUGCUACUGUUUCAAUUUGCACUCGAGGUAUUUACUACUUAAAUAAAACAAGUAAAUUAAGACCAUAACCUUCCUAUAUAGUCAUAGAAUUGGUCCUAGUCUGUUGUUAAAGAACGACGCCAGUAGAUUAAGGGAUUAGAUUUCGUAGCAAUAAAGUCUUUUCAAGGCAACUUUAUCUUUUACAAUCCCGACAGGAUUUGGCUAUUUAAAGUUAAUUUAGUCUACAAUGAACAACAAUACAAAUAAUGAUUUACAAAUAUUUUAGUAAUAAUUUAUUUUACCUCAGUUUUUUUUGUCACCCAGUUUCAUUCAUGUGACUUGAAUAAUAGAAGAAUUAUUUAAACCAAAAUUAGGCCAAAUUGAAUCCUGCUAGCAGAGAGGGGGACGCGGUGGUGAUAUCUUAAUGGGGUAUCCCAAAAUCCCUUGCUAUUUCUUUUAAGCGGAUUUUCUUCCAAAUUUAGCGAGUCUUUUAACAACGUCUGACUACCAGAUUUCAAUUGAUGAAAAAUUCUUGUGUAAGGUUAACCAUGUUCAAUUCUGUCGAGCCAACAGUAUAUAAGAUUAAUUACUUUAAGACUGCAUCGCAGUAAAGGAUGGGAUGAGUAACGAUGGCUUUUUAAAGUAGGGAUGAAUUUGUAGAAAUCCUGGGGGGGGGGGGUGUCAGUGGUUAUUAAACAUAAUGCUCAAGUGUUUGUUUUUAAUGUUUUUUAAAUGCAUUAUAGCAAUAUCAUGGCUGCUACACACAAUAAGAUGAUGGUAGCAAUAGUAUAGCAGAUACGUAUAUCUUGGUCCACUGCUAUCACAUGAGUUUUAAACUGCUGAGAUAUUCAUAGUCAAUCACAUCAAUAUUUCUUGUUCCAUUGUCAAAUUCGAGAAAGCUCAUUAUUUAUUGAUUAUUUAUAUUCUAUUUGUAGAAAACAUUUUCCCCCCAAGCAUAAUAUAUUUUAUUGUAAAUAUUGUACAUAGUAUUUAUAUUUAUGUUGUUGCGAUUGGAGAUGAUCCUGAAAUCCGUCGUUCCGUAUUCAUAAAAUGAAGUAUUCCAUUUUUGUUGUGCGUUCCAACUUCAGUGCUUGCUAUGUUUAGUAAGCAUUGUUAUCGAAUGUUUUGGUUGUAACACGUGUUAGAAAUAUAUGUACCUUAAAUUUAGGCAGUGCCAGGACUGAAUCCAAUGCCCAAAAUACUCACAUGCAUUUUAAAAAUGUGUUUAGCGACAUUAAAAAUCUUCCUUUUAUAAGGUCCAAACUAUCACGUUAUGUUUUAUAAAUAAUCUUUAUUUAAAUUGUCUUUGAUUUCAGAUGUUCAAAUAAGUUAUUACCUUCAAUUAAUGUUUAAUAAUUCGGUAUCGAAAAUACUAUUCUCUUUAUAUCUAAUAUUCAGUCCAUUUUACUUGUUGCUUAGAUUUGUCACCAUGUCUACUAUGAGGCAACUACUGAAACUGGUCUUUUUGUGUCUUAUGAAAUUAUUUCAUUGAUUUCCACAUUAAUUGAUUCACUUGAUUCUCCCGCAGUCGUUCAUUGUGCUGAACUAUAAGAUGUGAGUGCUUUUGUACAAAACAAAUGCAUUUAAUGAAUAAAUAUUUGUUGCGCCAAAAUAUUGAAAUAAAACUAUUAAAAUAUG